AUGACGGAAGAGCAAGAUCAACAAAGCAAAGCUGUAGGAUAUGAAGCUGUAAAUGUUAGCAACAAACUGCACGAUAAAUCAUUCACAAUGGAAGAGGAACAAGAACAACCGUUACGGAGGCGCCGGUGGUAUUCAAAUCGUAGUAUACUCAGUAGCAAAACAUUCUUUACCACCACGCUACUGAUUCUGGUAUUGGGUACAACUGCUAUUAUGUAUAUGUCUUAUAAAAUAAACAAACUUGAAAAUGCAAUCGAUAUUAAAAACCAAGAAAUGGAUUUCGAUACACCAGAUGUAGAUUCUGACAAUGAUGAUGUCGCCGAUGAUAUUCGCACUAAAUCUGGUUCAUCCUAUGAUUCAGAAUAUCAACGUUCUAAAUCACCAUACAGAUACAAUGAUCGAUCAUCAACAUAUGAAAAAAAUCCAUACUAUCGUUAUCGACCACAUCCACCUCGUCAUGAAACACCUACGCCGGACACAACACUAUGCCAAGCAUCCAUAUUCCCGGGUCAAGCUCCUAUUUGGCUGUUACCUUUGUCUGAAUUAUCAGAUCCAGAUGCAGCAAUUACAUUUUUUCUGGCUCUAAAACAAAAUCCAAAAGCAGUGCAAAAACUAGAAAGAAUAUUCUGGAAAAUCACCGAUCCCGACAGCAGUGAAUAUCAGAAAUGGCUGACGCGUUCAGAAAUCAAUAAAAUUCUGACACUCGAUAGUAAAAUUUUGAGUGCAGUUAAACGAUUUCUGCGCAAACAAUCGUUUACAUCUGUGGAAUUAAUUGGAACUGAUGUAUUUGCGAUAAAGACAACAAUUCGACAAGCAUCAGAAUUUUUCUCAGCUCAAUUUCGUCCGUAUAAAAACAUCAAGACAGGAAGAACUAUCCAUCUAGCUCAAGGCGAAAUGUGUUUGACAGAUGAAAUUAGUCAAUAUGUUGAUUUUUGGCUUGAUUUCGUCGAUGAUCCAUUUAAUAACAGAGAACCUACCGAUCCAUCUAAAAAACUUACUGUCUUUUCAAGUGAUGCAAAUGCUACGGAUACAGUAACUACUCAAAAUAUUCCUAUAAUUGUUCCUCAAUUUGUUCGCUCGUAUUAUAACAUUCCAGAUGUCUCGAAAACUGGUUUAGAAUCAGAUGUUUCACAAGGAGCAUUAGAAUUUGGAGGUCAGUUCUAUAGUGAGCAAGAUUUAGAGAAGUAUUUGCAAGAAGUAAACAUAACGUCCGAACCUCUGAAAACAAAGCAUAUUCUCGGAAUUAAUGAUCCAUCGAAUCCAGGUGUCGAGACAAUGUUAGAUAUUGAACAAAUGGUGGGAAUAAAUCCUUUGGCUGAAACUUGGUAUUUCAAUGAUGACGUGAAGAACAUAAGUAGUGAUGGUAUGUUUAUAAAGAUACUUACAAUAAAUGAAUUGGAUGAUCUGCCACAAAUUCUGUCCAUUUCGUACGGUAGGCCUGAAGCAAAUGUAUGUGCAGGUGUUACCAACUGUGAUCAAAACGUCGUGGAUCUGAAUAAGAGAUUUACUAUUCGUGCAAAUAUUGAAUUUAUGAAGCUGACAAUGAAAGGUAUUACAGUUUUAGUUGCAACUGGUGAUGAUGGAGUAAAUGAUUUUGAUGCAGAUUGUACAAAUACAAUGUUCAAUCCCAUAUAUCCAGCCUCUUCACCUUUCGUAACAUCAGUUGGUGCAACUACAUUAGUUAAUGUACAGUACAACGUAUUGCAGGAUCAACCACCCGCUUGUACUGCGUUCAAUCCACCGCUCGUGUGUGUAUCUGGUGGAGAUGAAAUCGCUGUUAGUGUUUAUGAUCCUCUUUUCGCUAAGUAUACUAGUGGAGGUGGAUUUUCAAACUUUGCUCCUCAACCACCUUAUCAAAAAGCUGCUGUUCAUGAUUACUUUAAAAAAACAUCAGUGAUGUUUCCUCCACCAUCAAUGUACAAUCGAAAGGGACGGGCUUAUCCAGAUGUAGCUGCAUUUGGUGUAAAUAUUUUCGCUGUGGUAAAUGGUACUGAUGGUUUAGGUUUUGGUACAAGUAUAUCGGCACCACUGUGGGCUGGUAUUGUCUCAAUUCUCAACUCUCGUUCAAUAAAAAUAACAGGUAAAACAUUAGGCUUUCUCAAUCCAUUGCUCUACAAGAUGGCCAAAGAAUGUCCAGAAUGCUUGAACGAUAUAACAGUUGGAAAUAACAAAUGUACACGAGCAGUUUGCACAGAUCAGUGCAAAGGUUUUCAAGCUGCAUGUGGUUGGGAUCCAGUAACAGGGCUUGGUACUCCAAAUGCUGGAAAUAUUUUGCAGUAUAUAACAGAAUUAUUGAAAAAGAAAAUGAAGAAAACAGAAUAUAACUAA
This is a messenger RNA of Adineta steineri, 2325 nucleotides long. The record is from the annotation of a GenBank genome assembly. NCBI's taxonomy places the organism in Eukaryota, Metazoa, Rotifera, Eurotatoria, Adinetida, Adinetidae.